Molecule: messenger RNA, 2804 nt
Organism: Pecten maximus
Lineage: Eukaryota; Metazoa; Mollusca; Bivalvia; Pectinida; Pectinidae
Exons: 3
Coding region: 84-521 (145 amino acids)
Biological process (GO): positive regulation of voltage-gated potassium channel activity; sleep; regulation of synaptic transmission, cholinergic
Source: RefSeq, a predicted model, not a curated record
UCUUAUAAUUAGUUUAGUAGUUUACUGUUAUAUACCGGUAGACGGCGUGUAAAUCACAGGUAUAGAGGGAAUACAAAUCAAAAAUGUCGGCUAAGGCGAACGUUUGGUGUGUCGCGGUGGUGUUUAUGGCCGGUUUGUCGUUGUGUGCCUGUCUGGAGUGCUAUGACUGUGCAGCCAAGGACGACCCAAUAUGUUUGGACCCAUUCGAUUUGGCGGCUAACGAAGGAGGAACGUCAGAAUGUGGAGAGAAAGACACGCAUUGUAUAAAGUUUAAAACAGUUUCAUUUCUCUCAGAUUCAGGCUUCAUCACUGGAAAAGACAGAGUGGUUACUGUGACCUCGCGGAUGUGUGUGCGUCGAGAUGGAUAUUCAAAUGGUUGUGUGGCAAUCGAGUCAGACGGUGGCUUUCUUUUCAAGUGUCUCUGUGAUACAGAUUUCUGUAACGGUGCUGUCACUGCCAUACCUAACAUGGUUGUGUUAGUGCUGACAGUCUUGGUGACUUUAUGGGUAACCAAACGAUGAACACUAAUUAAUAGGUGAUCCAAAUUGGUUCAAUUACCUAAACUUUUAUAAGAGUAUUACUUAUUCUGGAUUAGAUUGAAACUAUUGAUUAGAUGGAAAUUGUCUACAAAAUGUAGAAAAACAUUGAUUCUGAGAAUUUUUUUUUUUUAAAUUUUUUUUUUAAACUGUCCUGAAAUGGUAGUACACUUUCAUCAAAUAUCUUGCCUCAAGUAUAUUCAGUAAUUUGAUUACUCCAACAGACUGUAGACAUGGUUCUUUUCUAUACAAAUAACCAUGACCUAAAUAAUUUAAUCAAGUUUAGGUGGUCAUCUUCAGGACCACUAUGUAGGUGUCCUGUGGGUACUCUGGAUUUUCUGAGAUACCUAGACCCCUUUCGUGUAGUUUGCAAACAAAUGUGGUGAUUUACAAUGAAACAUCCUCAUGAUCAGGUCAAUGUCGGAAAUCACUCCCUGAAGUAACAUUUUAUAUCUUUGUUGGAAGGUUGAACAAAGAAACUGCCUACAAUAAUUUUUAAUAUAAUAACUAGUACAUAUCAUCUUAUGUCAUAUUUACAUAACACAGGUUGUCUUUCAUUAAGUGGAGUCCAUCAUUUUAUUCUCAUUAAUGUGGAACUUUAUAGACUAUGUAGCUAGUUACAGGUGAGAAAUUUAUUAUUAAGAGUCAAUAUUUUUAAAACAUUAAUGAUGAAGUUAAACAUUUUAAUAUGCAUAGCCUACAGUUUGUGUAUUUUAGUCAAGCGUUUUUUAAACGAGAAGUGUAUAUAUGAUGACAGAAAUAACUCCUCUGACAUACUGGUGACAAAACAAUGUAAUCAAGGACACCAGACAAGUUAUUGUCUACAUACAAUAGCAGUGUAUAGAAAAUAUUCAUUCAGUAUAUUUACAUUCCUUUUAUGGUCUUGCAUGCAUGUAUAGUUUUGAGUUAUUUUUCCACAUUAAUUAUAAAAAGAAAUUUCAUGUCGAAAAAUUGUCUAACUAUCAAGAUUAAAAAAAAAGUGCCAUUUUAACAGCAAGAUGUGAAAGGAUAAAACAAGUUAUUAAAUUUUUUUGAAAGCAUAUAUUGAUUUUCCAAUUUAAUAGUCUGAUGUGCAUAGAGAACUUUCAAAUAUCAGACGUCCACAUGUGUCAUAAUCAUGGACAAAACGGAGUUUCAUAAGAUCACAAAUGUUUUCUAUGAAAACCUGUGCUAGGAAAAGUUGUGAACACACCAUUGGUGUAUCAUAGAAAACACAUGGAGAGAGCACAUUGUCUUAUCAAAGGUACAUAUGUGGCUGUGUGUGGCUUCAUUUACUCAGAAUUAAGUAAAAUACCACCAAGUCAUUUCAUUCAGUAUCGUUGUCAUUUUGUAAACGGUCGUUACUUUUCUUUAUGUGAAUUUUUUAUAAUAAACUAUUUUUAACGUAAAACUAUGCAUGGCAGAUACAAUGAAUGGCUGGCUUAGUCCUAGUCCUAUAUAAAACAUUCAUCACAUAUAUCAUUACACAACAAAUGUACAUGUCUAACAAAUUUUACCAACAUUGAAACCUGUCUAAUCUGACAACAUCUGAACAGAGCUACGUCUUGACCCUUGACUUUUAGCAAUAUUUAGAAGUCAAAUUCAUCCGUUCUCAAAAGUCUGAAAGGCCCUAACAUGUCCCUUCAGACCCCAGAAAUCUCAUUUUGCAUAGUCGUAAAAUCUAAACUUAAUCUCAUUUUCAACUGCCUCUUUAUAAUGCUAUAAGUAUUGGGAGAAAAUGUCCAAAAACACCUCUUAUUAACAUAUUUUUCUUUUCAAUAAAUUGUUGGACAAAUGUUGAAAUGCUCAGGGGUGAGUUUGGACAGGUUUUGAUGUAACUAUGUAAAAACUUGAUGUAAAUAAUACAUGUAAUAUACAAUUACAUAUAGUACACAUGAUUAAUGAUGGCUGAUUACAGGAUGUGUGUAAAAUAAACUUUGUUAAAAUUUUGGGACAUGGAUAUUCGAAUCCCUAUACCUUCCCUGUGAGACACCAUGUCAUUUUGUAAUGGGAGUUGAAAUAAUUUUGAAGAUGGUGUUCAUGAUAGCUCGCCUGAAAAAAUCUUGCAAUGUUAAUGAAACCGAUAUUCCCAGUUUUGUCAAGCAAAAAAGUGCUUUCAUGUGAAUUUUUACACAUGGGAAAUACACGUACAUGUAUAUUUCAGAAUCAUAAUACUAAUUUUAUUACUAGUUUAUUGGUUCUUUCACUUGAUAUUGAUUAUGAUUGUACCACACCAGUGUCUUAAAUCAGUCUGUAUAUAGUUCAUCACAUUAUGUAAAUUAUACAUCA